Melanotaenia boesemani (Boeseman's rainbowfish) is the source of this 2339-nucleotide messenger RNA. RefSeq names its product protein tyrosine phosphatase 4A1 (gene ptp4a1). The transcript has 6 exons. Lineage: Eukaryota; Metazoa; Chordata; Actinopteri; Atheriniformes; Melanotaeniidae. Bases 753 to 1274 code for a protein of 173 amino acids. Gene Ontology annotation, molecular function: protein tyrosine phosphatase activity. The record is from RefSeq and is a predicted model, not a curated record. Gene Ontology annotation, biological process: protein dephosphorylation. Gene Ontology annotation, cellular component: nucleus.
UUUGGCUCGUGACGUAUCGGCAGAUCAGCAGACUUCGGCUCAGCUCGGAGAAUCAGCACCAGACUUUAUGGUGGAGAGCCGUUUAAUAAUUUCACCGUUUUCUGGGGACCGGCUGUAUGAUUAAGCUACAAUCUUCAAUGAGUAAGCAUAUCCCAUUCUGUGGUGUUCUGGGUCACACAUUUAUGGAGUUUCUGAAGGGCAGUGGAGAUUACUGCCAGGCUCAGCACGCUGCCUAUGCAGACGAGUGAAUCGCCAAACUCGCCAUCGAUCCGACGCACUUGAGCCACAGGAGGGACCCCGGAAAGUUGGCAGGACCGGGACGCCUCCCAGAACCAGCGACAACUCGGCCUGGAUGGGGUAACUCCACCUGCUGCACACUGCCCUCAUCGGCUUCCACCUGGCCAGAAUCAAGGUGGAACCAGCUUUUUUUUUCCUUCUUUUUUUUUUUAACUUCAUUUUCUCCUGUUUAGUUCCAGCAGAGAGGGCUUCAAGUUAUUUUCUAAGAUCUCGCCCUCUUUCAGCUGCCGCCCUUGACGUGCCCUUCGUUCUGUUUUUAUUCUUUAGAUUAAUUUAUUUUUCUUAUUUUCUAAGCCUUGCCAACCUCAUCGGAGAUCGGAGGAUUUUUUUUGUGUUGUUUCUGGGUUUGUUGAAGCUCAGAGGACAUUUGUGUUUGACAUUCCCUCCAAGUUACACUGUUUACACUGGUGUUUUUAGUCUGUGGAAAACAGUUGGAUUUUUUUCACGCUGUUACAAUGGCUCGAAUGAACAGACCAGCACCUGUUGAGAUCACCUACAAAAACAUGAGGUUCCUCAUUACCCACAAUCCCACCAACGCCACCCUGAGCAAGUUCAUCGAGGAGCUGAAGAAAUAUGGAGUCACCACGGUGGUGAGAGUCUGCGAGGCCACGUAUGAUGCCACCCUGGUGGUGAAGGAGGGAAUCCAGGUUCUGGAUUGGCCGUUUGACGACGGAGCUCCUCCCUCCAACCAGAUUGUGGAUGAUUGGCUGAACCUGCUGAAGCUGAAGUUCAGGGAGGAGCCCGGCUGCUGCAUCGCUGUGCACUGCGUGGCAGGACUGGGGAGAGCUCCUGUUCUGGUGGCGCUGGCUUUGAUCGAGUGUGGAAUGAAAUAUGAAGAUGCUGUCCAGUUCAUUCGACAGAAGCGUCGAGGAGCGUUCAACAGCAAACAGCUGUUCUACCUGGAGAAAUAUCGUCCAAAGAUGCGCCUGCGCUUCAAAGAUUCCAACGGCCAUCGCAAUAACUGCUGCAUCCAGUAGAGCCAAACCCUGAGCCAUGCCAGACCCCCCAACCCACCACCACCCACAGCAGAAGAGCUCGGUUCCGUCUCGCUAGCUUGUUGCCUGGCAGGCUUGUUUGUUUGUUUGUUUGUUCAUUUUGUUGAAAGAUUUUGCUUUAGAAAACCAUGCUCGGUUACCCACCUGUCCUCUCCCUCCCCAGGCUCAAAUUCAAACGUCUAAAAGAAAGAAAGUUGUGUGAACCAUGUUUUUACUCUGGAGGCGCCCAGAGAAGGGAGAGAAGAAGAAGGCCCUGAUAGGAAGGGCCAGGCUGAGUCGUGUAUCAUUGUAAGAUGUUGGGUUAACUGUUGUCUGCAUCCCAAAGAUCCUGAUUGGCCGCUGCAUUUAUAUUCAAGAUAAGUCUUAGGAAAAAAAUGUAAACUAUUCAAGCAGUUGUUCAUACCCUGUCUAAUUUUAGGGUUCAGUUCCAAGCGUGACUAGAAAGAGGUUUGCCUUCCUCCGCAUCAGAUGGAUCAUCCAUAAAUGCCUUACAAUGGAAGUGGAACAAAGGCAGUCGAAGCAGGAGCUCGACUCCCUCUGGCAUCUGGAAACGGUCUUUCAUUUUUCUACUCGGAACAAAAACAACCGUUGCCUUUGUCUCGUGCAGGAAGUCUUACACACUUACGCCCUUUCAGUAACUAUUUUUACUAUAAAUUGCUUAACUGUUGCAAUAUUUGUCAAUUGAAAGUCUGGGAACGCUUACUUUCCUUUCUUUGAAACAAAUCUUUUGUUUACUAAUUAACUGCCAUGUCCAAAAUGUGAUCUUUAGUCCGUUUGUUUUUUCCAAUUUUUAUUUUAUUUCCUUUUUUUUUUUUUUUUUUGCUUCAAACUGGACUUCCAACGUCUGCGAUAUUUUGUAUGCCUUUUUAUUUUAUGUCCGUAACUUAAGACUUGGAUACUUGAUGAUUUUAUGUAUAUGAAAAUGUGUACUAUUAUUAUUAGGUUGGCUAUUUAUACUAUCGAUGGAUGUGUGAUUUAGUAAAGUGAGCGACAAAGUUGUAGCUGUUCACCAACUUGUGAGAGUACAUUAAAUGAUACACUGAAAGA